Molecule: messenger RNA, 1089 nt
Organism: Blepharisma stoltei
Lineage: Eukaryota; Ciliophora; Heterotrichea; Heterotrichida; Blepharismidae
Source: the annotation of a GenBank genome assembly
AUGAUUGCCAUCAUUCUAUUGCUUAAUAUUGUAGCUUCUGAGGACCCAGCAGCAUGUCCAAAGUACAAAUGCAAGACCAAGGACAUUAAGUUUCCUGACGCCAGCGUCUGUAUGCUCUAUAACUCUAACGACACUACAUAUUACGUCAGCUCAUGUGACCAUGGGUAUUAUUGUGCAGCUCUUCUAGAAGAAAAAAGCGCCAGCUGCACGAAGCCACUGCCUCCAUCUCCUAAUACAAAAUUACCUGGGGAAAGCUGCUUUUAUGCAGAAGACUGCUAUUUAAAUAGCACCUGCAUUUCUGGGUAUUGCAAAGGAGUCCAAGAAAGCAAUUACUGCUAUAGCCACGAAGACUGUGAUGUAGGGCUCAGGUGUAAUGAAAAUAAAUGCAAAACACAAAUUCCAGCUGAAAGCAAAGGCUGCAUUGAUGACUCAGACUGUGUUAAUAAUGCUGGCUGUGAUAUCCAAGACUUAACUGAUCCGUCAGUCAAUAUCUGCAAGAAUUAUUUCACAAUUGAAAAUUAUCAGUCAGUUAACCUGAAUUGCACAACUGACGGACAAAUAAAUUACAUGUGCGAUUCUGGAUUUUGUAUCCAGCAAACUGAGAAUUCAAUUCCUCAAUGCUACCCAGCCCCAAAGUCAAGCAAAAAAAUUCCAACUCUUUGUGCAUCCCAUAAUGAUUGCAUAUCUAAAACAGACGGGGAGUUAAAUUUGAAUUUUACUAGUGAAUGUCUCUGUGGGCUUAAUCAAAAAGGAAAUAGAUAUUGUGACGUUUUCCCUGGGGACAGCCCUUAUGUCAAUUAUGCAAAAAUAAUCCAGUCGUGGGUGAAGAGUAAGGCUAUAUUAAAAUGCAAUACAUAUGCAAGGUUCAGUGUAAACUGUAUGGAAACUUGGUGGGAUAAAAAGAAAAUGGAUGAGCUUAUAUAUUAUGAUUAUUAUGUAGACGUCUAUUCUUUGAUUCAUGAAGCGGAGGAUUGCGUGGUUGAGGCUUAUUUUUCAAGCUAUUGGGAAGCUAAAAAGGCGUAUGAUAAGGAAAGCUUGGCUAGUGUUUUAGGGGUUACAGCAUGGAUGCUUUAUGCAAUAGAUUUUUAA